AGGACCAUGGGGGCAGAGAAAACGGCACCGCACCGUAUUUAAGGCUCUCCGACGAAAAACCAGCUCCUUCCUCACGGGACCCGCUCCUGCUUCUUCUGCAAGCGCACGGUGAUCGAGCGUUGGGCAUCGACAAUGGAGAAGCUGAGGAGAGCAGUGAGCGAAAUCGCGUACUCGCGAGAUCGCUCGAAGCUCUCCUCGCUGCACCGCUCUCUCUUGCCUCUUCUGUCCCUCGCCUCCUCCGUGUACGGCCUCGCUCUCUCUCUCCGCCACCAUCUCUACCGCUCCCGUCUCUUUUCCAAGCGCCGGUUGCCGGUGCCGGUGAUAAGCGUGGGGAAUUUGACUUGGGGAGGCAAUGGGAAGACACCGAUGGUCGAGUUCAUUGCAGCUCUACUAGCUGAUUCUGGCAUUUCGCCUCUUAUUCUCACCCGGGGUUAUGCUGGUGGGGAUGAAGCUAGAAUGCUUCGAAGGCAUCUCCUUGGGAAGCCAGCAAAAGUUGGUGUUGGCGCUAAUCGAGCAGUAACUGCUGCUGCUUUCAUUGAAAAGUAUGGUUACCGUGACCUACAAAAUGGGAGAAAAAGCGGGAGCAAUGAUCAAAUUUGUUUCAAUCACUGCUCUGAGGAAAUUGGUGCUGCAAUUCUAGAUGAUGGAAUGCAGCACUGGCAAUUGUUGCGUGAUCUGGAUAUAGUGAUGGUUAAUGGGUUAUGCCCAUGGGGAAAUCAUGAGUUACUUCCACUUGGACCUCUGCGAGAGCCUUUAACAGCACUUGGGAGAGCAAAUAUUGCUGUUAUACAUAACGCAGAUCUGGUGUCUGAGCAAACUCUCGCAAGCAUUGAGUCUGCUAUUCGAGAAUUCAACAAAUCUAUAAAAGUUUUCUUCACUAAAAUGGCUCCAUCAUACUUCUUUGAAGUGGUGAACAUGAAUUCCAUUAUACCUCUAGAGGCAGUGUCCAACAAUGUUGUAUUAUGUGUCUCUGCAAUUGGUUCUGCUGAUGCUUUCGUCAAGAGUGUGGAAAAGCUUGGAGCUAUUCACGUUGAACGGUUGGACUUCAGCGACCAUCACUUAUUUCAGACUAUGGAAAUUGAGAUGAUUAAGAAGCAGCUUGAGGACUUGGAGAGCAAAUUUAGUUCCAGGCCAACCGUCAUUGUUACAGAAAAGGAUUAUGAUCGAGAUCCAGAGAUUCUGAAACAUCUGAGUCCUUACAAAGCUUUGGCGCUCUCUGCCAGGUUGCAGUUUAUUCCUCACAAAGGAUGCAGUGGAAUUUGCUUCAAGAAUUUGUUGGAGGAACUACUGCAAGUAAAAUUGACAGGCUAUGCAAAAAGACCAUCAACCAUUGAUCUUCCUGUUCCUAGAUCCUUCACCUAAGUCCAUCUCAACUCAUUUUUCUACAUUUAAGGGUUUGCGGGAAGAAGUGCUUCUUCAACAAAUGAACCAGAGAAACAUCCGACCCCGGAAGUUGGAGCCUACAGGAAUAUGAAGCACGUUUAUCUUAGCUGCAUAGGUGCGAAAAAAACCCGAGUGGGUAGACAAUACAUCUAACAGACAAAAAUUUCACCUCUGUUCUUGUAUUAUCCUUUCCCCUUUUUGUGCCAAUCCAGUGCUAUUUUCUAUUUGC
Molecule: messenger RNA, 1612 nt
Organism: Eucalyptus grandis
Lineage: Eukaryota; Viridiplantae; Streptophyta; Magnoliopsida; Myrtales; Myrtaceae
Product: probable tetraacyldisaccharide 4'-kinase, mitochondrial
Exons: 11
Coding region: 133-1362 (409 amino acids)
Biological process (GO): lipid A biosynthetic process
Molecular function (GO): ATP binding; lipid-A 4'-kinase activity
Source: RefSeq, a predicted model, not a curated record